CUCUGUGUCUCUGUAGCCGAAGCUGGUCUGUUAUUCACGGGCUUUUUCAUGGUAACUGUCCUGUCUGACGUCUGACCAGCAACGAGGAGCCGAGCAGUGUGUGAGGAUGGAGCCUGAAGAGAAAAACCAGGACCCUAAAUACGGGGAGUCAAGGAAGUUUGACCCAAACUUCAAAGGGCCGCUUCACAACAGGGGCUGCACAGAUAUCCUCUGCUGUAUUCUCUUCAUCUUGGCCUUGUUUGGGUACUUUGCCGUCGGUAUCGUCGCCUGGUCUCAGGGUGACCCCAGGAAAGUGAUCUAUCCCACGGACAGCAGGGGGCAGUUCUGCGGACAAGCUGGAACGCCUCUGGAGAAGAAGCCUCUUCUGUUCUACUUCAACAUCCUGAAAUGUGCCAGCCCUCUGGUGCUGCUGGAGUUCCAGUGUCCCACCACACAGUUAUGUGUGGAAAGCUGUCCUGACAGACAUAUGACGUUGGUGAAAGCCAAGUUAGGCAGCAACGAAGACCGUGAAUACUUCAAACAGUACUGUAAGGAUGGAGUGAACUUUGCCAAACUGAGUCCUCCUGAGAUCCUGAAGGAUGGCUUAUGUCCGGCUAUGCUGAUGCCCAGUAAAGCCUUCACGCGUCGCUGCCUUCCUGCCUUGGGAACGAUGAAAGGUGGGGUGGUGGUGGUCGGCAAUGAGACCACUAUCGAUGCUGGACAGGGCGUCAAUAUCAACGCCACAGAGGUGCUGGAGGCAUCCAAGAAGUCAAAUGUGGUUGUUGAAGCUCGCCAGGUGGCCAUGAGAAUCUUUGAGGACUACACUCAGUCUUGGCACUGGAUUGUACUCGGUCUGGUGAUCGCCAUGGUCGUGAGCUUGAUUUUCAUCGUCCUGCUGCGAUUCUUGGCUGGCAUCAUGGUCUGGGUCAUGAUUGUAUUGGUCAUUUUAGUCAUCGGAUAUGGGAUCUUCCACUGUUAUAUGGAGUUUGCGAGUCUGAAGGGAGAGCCGGGUUCUGACGUGACCAUCCGUGACCUGGGCCUGCAGACGGACUUCUCCGUCUACCUGCAGAUCAGACAGACCUGGCUGGCCUUCAUGAUCAUCCUGGCUAUUGUGGAGGUCAUCAUCAUCCUGCUGCUCAUCUUCCUCAGGAAGAGGAUCAUGAUUGCCAUCGCCCUCAUCAAAGAGGCCAGCAGAGCCGUUGGUCAUGUGAUGUCAUCGCUCCUUUACCCUCUGCUGACCUUUGCCCUCCUGGCCGUGGUGAUCGCUUACUGGGCCAUCACUGCUGUUUUCUUGUCCACCUCUAACGAGCAGGUGUACAAAGUGUUCAACAACUCUGAGUGUGAGUACUCACGGGACACCUGCGACCCCAAGACAUUCAACACUUCCAACAUUUCCGCUCAGUGUCCUGAUGCAGAGUGCCUGUUUGCCUUCUAUGGCGGGGAGACCCUUUACCACAAAUACCUCAUCCUGUUCCAGUUCUACAACGUCUUUCUCUUCUUCUGGUGCGCCAACUUUGUGACGGCCCUGGGCCAGGUCACUCUGUCGGGGGCCUUCGCCUCGUAUUACUGGGCCUUCAAGAAGCCUGAUGAUAUUCCCGCCUUCCCCAUCUUCUCCUCACUCGGUCGGGCCCUUCGAUACCACACAGGCUCCCUGGCUUUUGGCUCUCUGAUCCUGUCAUUGGUCCAGGUCAUCAGGGUCCUUCUGGAGUACCUGGAUCACAAGCUGAAAGGUGCUCAGAACAAGUUUGCUAAGUUCCUGCUAAGCUGCAUGAAGUGCUGCUUCUGGUGUCUGGAGAAAUGCAUCAAGUUUCUUAACAGGAAUGCCUACAUCAUGAUUGCCAUCUACGGAAAAAGUUUCUGUCCCUCAGCUCGAGACGCCUUUUUCCUUCUGAUGAGGAACAUUGUCAGGGUGGCUGUUUUAGAUAAAGUGACUGACUUCCUGCUGUUUCUUGGGAAGCUCCUCAUUGUUGGAAUCGUUGGCAUCUUCUCUUUCUUUUUCUUCUCUGGAAGAGUCAAAGCGAUAGAGGACGCUGCUCCAUCUCUGAACUACUACUGGGUGCCAAUAAUGACGUUGGUAGUGGGAUCCUACCUCAUCGCCCAUGGCUUCUUCAGCGUGUACGCCAUGUGUGUGGACACACUGUUCCUCUGCUUCUGUGAGGACUUGGAGAGAAAUGACGGCUCGUCUGAAAGACCUUACUUCAUGUCCCCCGAGCUGCACGAGAUCCUCUCCAAAACCAAGAAGCUGGAGGAAGACCACAAUGGUGUAGAGGAGGGGGAUUCUGCAAAGCCAGCAGACGAGGUGAAGCUGGAGGAGGAGACCCCUCUUCAGGAGCAACAAGAUGGAGAGAUCCAACUGAAACAGCAGACGGUGCUCAAGCAGGACAACGAGGAGGAGCAGCCUCUGCAGGCCAAGACGGAUGCUGAAGAGCCAAAAGAGGAGAAAAAUGAAGAACAAAAAGUCAGUAAGGAUGAGGAGGCUGAGCAGAAAGAAGAAGCAGAGGUGAAAGAAAAGGCGGAAAAGCAGGAGUUGAAACAGGAGGAAAAAAACGAAGAGGCGUCUCCUCCUGUUGCAGAGGCGGAGAAAGAGGAGACUGGCGAAAAGAAAGAGGAGAAAGAGGAAUCUCUGGAAGAAAAUCCUCCGCCUACAUCACAAGAGUAGAAGUUAACAGCAAUGCAAGGGCAAGAAAUGAGGCUUGGUAAACCUCACAGGAAUUAAAGAACCGUAUCUACAACUUUGUGGUACGGGCCUGUUAGAUGUACGACAUACAGCAAGCUAAAAUUUCAGAUGUCCCUGCUUUGUGAGAGGUGCGAUGUCAACAUGGAGAGGGUGGUGGUCCGCAUGUGAAGGUCAAAGCAGGUCAAAAAGCCCAGUGCAUCUCUGUAGCUUGAAAAAUGCUCUCUUGUGUUGGUUUGUAGAACAGUGUUGGUUUUUAUAUUGUGAAGAUCUGUAGAACAUUGUGAGUGCUGAACCUGUGCCUGAUUACUGUCACUACUAUUUGUUGUCUUAAUCCCGUUGACGAAUGCACUACAGAACCACUAAGUACCGUGUUUACAGUCAAAAACACACACAACUCAAUCGAUGGUGAAUCUCUUUUCACUGUUUACAAUAAUACCAGCUGACGCCAAAAUGUUACACAUAUUUGAUAUACUGUAUGAAUAUUGGAUCUUUUUUGUUUCUUAUGGAACUUGUAUAAUAUAUACAGCGUUGUGCGUAUGUUAUGUAUUUCUUUGGCUUCAGUCUUGUAGAGAUCCAAGAUGGGAUCCCAUGAAUUGUAUUGCCACCUACUUGCCUUGGUAUUUUCGGACUGGCGUAAGUGCUGUGAUUGUGUUGCCAUGACGCAGCCAUCGUGACCUCUCUGCAGACCCCCCCUCCCCUCCCCACCUGCCUUGCU
This is a messenger RNA of Anoplopoma fimbria (sablefish), 3371 nucleotides long. RefSeq names its product solute carrier family 44 member 2 (gene slc44a2). The record is from RefSeq and is a predicted model, not a curated record. Gene Ontology annotation, molecular function: choline transmembrane transporter activity. Lineage: Eukaryota; Metazoa; Chordata; Actinopteri; Perciformes; Anoplopomatidae. The transcript has 22 exons. Gene Ontology annotation, cellular component: membrane. The coding region runs from base 107 to 2638 and encodes 843 amino acids. Gene Ontology annotation, biological process: choline transport; transmembrane transport.